Messenger RNA from Pungitius pungitius (ninespine stickleback), 2271 nucleotides. It is a transcript of the gene atf7ip2, whose product is annotated as activating transcription factor 7 interacting protein 2. The transcript is spliced from 14 exons. Gene Ontology annotation, molecular function: protein binding. The record is from RefSeq and is a predicted model, not a curated record. Bases 5 to 1672 code for a protein of 555 amino acids. Lineage: Eukaryota; Metazoa; Chordata; Actinopteri; Perciformes; Gasterosteidae.
UCUGAUGAGUCUGGACCGGAAGUUGCAGGGCGGAAGUGGACCGAAAACCUCAAGAAGCCUCGCGGCUCCGGUGACACCUCCAAAUUUCUUCGGCGGAGAAGUAAUACGUUUCUACAGCUCUUGUGUCUUGAAUAUGGCAGAUUGCACGGGCCCCAAAAAGAAGAGGAGAAAACCUUCCGCCACGCGCGAGACUCGCGUGGGCCUCGGGUCGGCCUUCGACCAGUGGCGUAAGAUCAAAGUGGCGAAGGGAUACGGGUCCGAUGCGGAGAUGGCCUGGAACCUGCUGGGCAUAAUGAACCGGACGGCAGCUUCCUCCACAGCCGCCAAUGAGAAGAUCAGAUGUUCCCAAUCCGAAGUGCAGACGCUGGUUGAGCAGGAGGUCCACGCGGCGGUGCAAGGGAGAGAAGCCAACCUGCAGGCCUUAAUAGAAACCGUUCAACAGCUGGAUUGCACCUAUGAGAGCUCCAUCCAGAAGCUGCAGGCUCAAAUUACCAGGGUAACCAGGAGAGCCGAAGCAGCCAUUGCCUUCAUGACAAAGGAACAGACAAAGAGCCCAACGCCAUCUCUGGAUAAGAUGAAGACCAACGGGGCCGGCUCCGAGGGUGAAGCCGGGGGAGUCGCGCCUCAGAAGACCAACAAGAAGAGCAAGUGCAGAAGGCUCGUUAAAAUAAUGGAAAACACGAAAGAGGCCCUAAAUAAGCUGCAGGUUGAUAAUGAAGCCUUGAAGGUUGCCAGAGCAGAUUCAAGUGAGGAGCAGCCUCCUCCGGUUCUUACCCCUUAUGGUUCGCCUAAGGGCAAGGAAAAUGCCUUAAAGACGGAGCCAAGAAUUAAGCAGGAAACCCAGAAAAGUGUUGAGAACAAGCCAGAGGAGCCCAAGGGGAGGGAGGAGCCAAUGCAGUGGGAGGAGCCAGAGCAGAGGGAGGAGACAAUUAAGGGGGAGGAGCCCAAUGAGAGGGAGGAGACAAUUAAGUGGGAAGGGCCAGAGCAGAGGGAGGAGCCCAAGCAAAGGAAGGAGACAAUUAAGUGGGAGGGGCCAGAUCAGAGGGAGGAGCCCAAGCAGAGGGAGGAGACAAUGAAGUGGGAGGGGCCAGAUCAGAGGGAGGAGCCCAAUCAGAGGGAGGAGACAAUUAAGUGGGAGGGGCCAGAUCAGAGGGAGGAGCCCAAGGCUAGCCCGGUGAAAGUGGAAUUUCUCCCUCUUCGUGAGAGCUGCAGCCCAGAGUGCAAGGUCUCUGAGAAGGUCUCUGAGAAGUUUGCUGAGAAUGUCUUGGAGAAGGGUUACAAGCUCCUGUACCCCCCUCUCCCUCCGAAUAACUUCCCCCCCAGCCUGAAAAUGAAGGCGGCCUCGUACAGCAUCCCCCAAAGACUGCAAGUACACGUGGCCCUCAUCCGGAACCCCGCUGGCCUCUCGGUGCUCUGGACCGUGGAGGAGGACGAUCCGUUCGGACCCCCCAUGGCGAGUUACAGCGUCUUCAUGACGGCGGAGAAGGUGAAGGACAGCAACGAGUUCCCGGAGUGGACCCGGGCCGAGGUGGAGGCCAAACCUCUGCCCAUGUGCAUGAUGAUCAGCAAGUACAAGCCGGGGCGCAAGGUCUGCGUGGCCGUGGUGGGCAGAGACGCCUUCGGCCGGUACGGACCGUACAGCAAGGUCGUCACCGCCUUCCUCCCAGACUAGUGAGGAGGAGGAGGAGGAGGAGGAGGAGGAGGAGCUCCUUCUUCAGGACUUUUACAUGAAACAAUGUUUUCGUGGGCCUAAAUGGUGAUAACUGGUGUCCAGUGAUGGUACUUUACACUGGUUUCUAUAGUAACACUAUAAACAGCCACAGAGAAGAGCCUCCCCUCUCGGCUCUGCAUGUCUGGCACUCCGUGUGGAAUGUAUUAUUGAGUUGUCACUUUGAGGUCCAAAUGUUUGAGUGAAUGCGGAACUAUUGAAUUAUUUCACGAGCCGUUAUCUUUGACCGCUUGAAUGUCUUUUUUUGUUGUUUUGUUUUGUUUAUAUGAAUUAAAAAUCUCACACUGGAUGAAGCAGAUUGACACAUAUUAUAGAGGUUUCGAUGACUCGAGUCGUGUGCACGUGUACGUAUCUCAUGCAGGAUUGUUUGAAGACAUAUUUUGAGAUUCAUGGCCUUCGGUCGAAAGGUCCACUCUGACAUCGACGUGCGGCGGUUUGUUUUCUCGUGUUUCACAACUCUCACCUCUGCCUUUUUGCUCCGAAGUACAAAGCUCUAAUUUCUGCUGGAAUUUGUUGUUUGUAACUAUUCAAUAAAAGCGAGU